Messenger RNA from Platichthys flesus (European flounder), 10443 nucleotides. Its product is annotated as F-box only protein 33. Gene Ontology annotation, molecular function: protein binding. Lineage: Eukaryota; Metazoa; Chordata; Actinopteri; Pleuronectiformes; Pleuronectidae. The transcript is spliced from 6 exons. The coding region runs from base 105 to 1592 and encodes 495 amino acids. The record is from RefSeq and is a predicted model, not a curated record. Gene Ontology annotation, biological process: SCF-dependent proteasomal ubiquitin-dependent protein catabolic process; positive regulation of protein ubiquitination. Gene Ontology annotation, cellular component: SCF ubiquitin ligase complex.
GGAGAAGAAGCGCUGAUCGGCCGCUACUGGGCCCAUUUUAAAAACCCUUGUAACGUUUCAUUUUUAUCCGCUUGGUUUUCAGACAGCACCUCUCUUACCUCGCCAUGGCUCUGUGUGGGGGUGUCGGAGCCAUGGCUUUACCAAGCGAGCUUAUCGUCCAUAUAUUCUCCUUUCUGUCCGACCGAGACAAGCUCCGGGCCUCGGCCGUGUGUUGUCGGUGGAGGGAGUGUCUCUUCUACCCGGCGCUGUGGACCGAGCUCAAGCUGCGGAUAGGUGGCGGGCGGCUCGGCGGGGGCUCCGGUUCCGAGGAGAACCCCAGGCUGGAGUUCCUAAUGCGGAAGUUCGGUUAUUUCGUGAGGGAGCUGCAGCUGGAACUCGCACCGGUAGAAGGCUACCUCAGCCCCCUGAGCAACGACCCGUCGUCCGCCAGGAUGGACCAGCCGAGCCGUCCGGACGGCGACCCGCAGCUUUCCGAGCGAUGGAGGGACGCCAUGGCCACCUACUUGGACCAGGUGCUGUGUGUGGUCACCAGCAUCCGCAAUAACAGAAACCUGAAAAAGCUGACUUUGUAUGGAGACACCUGUAUUCUCCAGCAGGAGGGACUAUUAGACAGCUCAAACCUGCACCAGAUCCACCAGGGGGACAAAAAGAUCAACGAGAUCCAGCAGUUGUUCAUGGAGUUGCUAUCCAACAGCCGGCAGCUGAGAUGGUUGUCCUGCAGCUUCAUGCUUGGUCUCGUGACUCCCUGCUCCUUAGCCUGCAUGUCUAAUCCUUCAGCUGAGACCUUGCAGCACCUCAGUUUACUGGACCACCAGCUAGGCCCCCUCAUCUCACCAUCAGAGUUAGAUCGGCUCUCUAAUCUUAAUUCUUUGGCGCUGGAUUUCUCUGACUUGACAUCUGAGCUUUGUGGUCUUCUGGCAUCUCCAAGCCGUACUCCACUGCAUCGCCUCUCCCUGCUGCUCAAUGGCGCCGCCCUGGAGUUCAAAUCGUUAGAAGAGACUGCUACAGAGGACGAUUGGAAGGCACUGGUCCGUGUGAGUGCCAACCUGCGAGUCUACAUCAUGGCCCUAGAGGUCGACAGCUCGGAGCUCCUUAGGGUCCUAAAACCAAGCCUUCCGCUGGUGCGCCUCCACCUCGACAGUUACAGCACAGUGGUGACUGAUGGCACAUUGGAGCUCAUCUCUCAGCAGUACAACAAAACGCUGACUCACUUCCUGCUCCUGAGGGAUGACCCCGACUUCCCUGACCUCAGCAUCAAUCGCAACGAAGACCCACUGGUCCUUUUAGCAUGGAGAUGUAGUCAGCUGGCUGUACUGGUGAUACAUGGUUACACUGUCUGGUCCCAUAACUUGGUGGCCAUCUCUCGGCUACGAGGUUCCAGUCUUCGCAUCCUGACCGUCUCUGAGGAGAGCAUCGACUUUGACCCCGACCAGACGGUGUGCAUGGAAGGCGACCCGGUCCACAACCUGGUCAAGGAGGUCUCCCUGGGCCUCGGCCGCGUCUGGCACCCUUGCCUGGAUUCUAGCCUGGUUUUGUCUGAACCCACCCAGCAAUUCCACCGUGAGCUACAGGCUUUCAGCAUGGGCAUGUAGGCAAGGGGUUAACUCCAACACAUUUUAGUCUAAUCUGUUGUCAAGACCAGACCUGACCCACCAGGCCCAGCUCAGCUCAGACCUCUGAACCAGGCAAAGAGCAGACCCCUGUGAGAAAACUAAACCUAAUCUAUAAAGUUUUUUCUUGUGAAUUGAUGUGAGCUGAUUAUUUUAAUUUUUCGUGUUUAAUUCACAGGGGUUUUAGCACACCAACAUUUAUUACCAUUUCCCGCAGAUUUCAUAGUCAUCCACUGGCAUAGUAUUUACUGAAUAAAUUAUCCAAUUAAGAAUGUCCAAAUAAAACUGGAUAUUAUAAUUGGCAUUUAAUCCUCUAUCCAAUGGCCACACUCGAGUCGUGACAAUUUUUAAUGUGUCUGCUAAGAGGGGUCAUCCUGCUGCUUCACAUGCUCUGAUGUCUGGCAUGGCCCAGGCUGGUCUGGUCUUGUCCACAAGUAUUCAAAACUCAAUGUCCCUUCUUCACCUUGAAAACCUGCAGAGCCUCUGUAUAAUGUUUUUUUUUUUUUCUUCCAUUUAACUGUUUUCCAUCUCUCCCUGUGCUCUGUAUAAUCUUGUUUCUCCUCUGAGAUCCCUUGCCUGUAUAGGCUUUGUCUGAAUUUCAAUCCAGAUAUAUAAUCAUCCUGCUCAGUUACGACUGAUGGGGCAAGAUGAUUUGAAGAGGAAGUGUGUAUUCAGACACAUACUACUAGUUUAAGUCGUGAAACUAUUUUUAUUUUCUUUUUUUUAUCCAUUUGCUCUGUGUCAGACUGUCUGCUCCACUCCAGCAAAACCAGGAGUUCGUAAACAAAAUGAUCAAUCACUUCCUGGGUAAUGCAGCCUUCACUAUUUGUUCUGUCAAUCUGAAAGAGCACCAUGUGCGCGUGUCCACUAGUACGAGAGCCUUGCCAGUAGGGUGGGAAUGUCCAUCACAAAAUGGCGGACUGAGGUUGAUGCUAGUCAGUUUUAAUGCAGUUUUCAGCAACAGCCAUGUCAGUGCCAUGAGUCAGGCUACAUCCACAUUAAUACGUUGUCCACCAACUCUGCUAUUUAUACGCCUGGCGUCCAGACUUCUCUUGAGUUUUAGACGCUGCUGGCCACGUUUUAGUUUGAAAACUCUGGGGCCACAAUUUAGUCUGGAUGAUCAGAAAAAGAGUUUUCAAACAAAAACGUAGUAGUAUGGAUGUAGCCUCAGAUUAUUUCAACGUGAGUGGCAUUUCAAAGCUUAAUGGUUUUUUUUGUGUAUUGAGCGCCUUAGUGAUGGUGUUAUGGAGAGAGAUUGUUACACACUUGCCGCCAACACACUUCAUACCCAGCUCAAUUGUUGACUUUUCAGGGGCAAUUGCACCAGCUGACUGAAAAAGAGCCUCGUCCUCUGACUGACAAUGCAGAGCCAAACUAUGAAAAUUCAGCCUGUUACAAGACAACAUAUCCCCAUUGUGUUCUAUUUGACCUGUAGCGAGCUGCUAGUAAAUCGUAAUUUUUUUUAUAUAUAUAUAUAUUCACUGUAAUUAAGGUUGCCUUUGCUUUCCUCUAGAGGUCAAAACUUUCCAACUUGUGUAACUGGUUUCACUAUAGCCCCUUUGUAUGUCAAAUCUUAGAGAAGAGCAGGAGUUUGUGUCAAAAUGUGAAGUGCUCUGGGGUUAAAACCAUCUCCAAGCAGGUCUUUAACAUUCCAUAGAGGAAAUAGGAUUUCACUCCAUAAUGCUGUAUAUAGCCAUGUUUUGAGAUUUCUCUAAGACUACUCUCAUAGGCCAUGCUAAAACAACACCAGUAUUCUGUAUGCACCGCUUCCUGUGGUGGUGAAUGCCAGCAGCACUGUAGGUAGGAACCAGUUCUCCUGGAGGAAAACAUUUCAUGAAUAAUAACUGGGAAAAGGAAAGGCACUGAAUGUAACUUUACUCUCAUUCUGUUGGCCAGUUGUUAUUUUAUUUGAGGCGAAGUGUAUAGUUAUAUUUGCAGCAAAAUUAAUUUCUCGCCACAACAGUUGGGGGUUGUUGAAUAAGUGAGUUUUGACAAUGUGGGUUCCACUUACAGCCAAGACUGCAUUUUUCACUUGUUUUGAAAAAAAGGCACCUACAGCACAAUGUGGUUUUGGGUUGUUUUGUGCGAAACGUAUUCUCUGUCAGUCUCAGGUAGGCUUUUAACAUCACCAUGACCACGGUCUCAGUGGUGGUGGUGGUGAUGUUGUUGCAUGGGGUGUGUGAAACAAUCAGUUGAGUUAAUGUGAGAAAUAUUCCUCUUUUUUUUCUUCUUAUUUCCUCUUGAGUCACAGUUGCCUUGGAAACAGCCCCUCGUUUUCUUGAUCCUGUUGAUGUUGUUAUUGAUGAUGUUGUGUAUCUGCCAUCUGAUGAACCCACACUCUGCCUCGGGGAGGGUCAACAAACCUAAUCAUACAUUUGUUUUCAAAGAUUAAGGUUGAUAAAGACUAAAGAAUGGUGAAAACCAAUCUUGCUCAUUGCACGUAUUAUAUCUCCAGUGGAUGAUGGGGGGGGGGGCAGAAAGAGGAGGAGUCCAAACUGUCGAUAGAAGCCCUGCUGAGCCCAGUUACUGUCUACCUGUUUAAAAUCACAGAGUGGAUGCUGUUUGAUCUAAUACUGAUAUAAAUAUUGCUCAGCAGAAGUGCUAGCGCGCCAUGAUCACGAGUUAAGCCAGGCAAUGUUGACAGAACAUCUUGUGCUUUGGAGAGAUAUAGAGUUUCUGUGUCACCUGUGAAAGAAUGGGCCCUGAUCUGAAGCUUCAGUGGUGGGACAGCUGUGGUCCACCGCCGUGUUAUGAAAUGAUUCCUGGGCUGAGUUGAUAUUUAAACAGUAAAGUUGGAUUGAGCCAUUGGGCACCUACCUUUCAUGAGUAGCUGCUUUUAGAAAAGUUACCAUCUCAAAAGCUCAGUUCAGUCGGAGCUCGAGGCAAUGGCCUUGCAGUCUGUGAAGGUCCAUAUCAUUGCCAAUAGUUUACAAGGCUGGCUUUUCCGUGGACUGAUGUGUAACCAGAGUUUCACAGCAUGGCAGCACCUUGCAGGUUCAGGAUGAAACACACCUUGUUAUGGGCUACCAAAUGUUUGAGCCUCCGUUUAGGGACCUUGAUGGUUCAGCCGUGAUAAUGUCUCUCGUCCUUGGUCCAUUUCUCAGGAUGAAUGCACUUUGGUACCAAGAGUUUCUUUUAAAGGCUGUCUGUGGCUUUGUGUGUAGAGCUGUACAUUCAGAAGGGAGAGCAACACCAAAAUGAAGACAUUCAAAUAUAUUCGGGUUUUAUCUUAUCUUCCUCCUCCCUUUGGCCACUGUUUUCCCCUCGUCCUCAUUGUAUAGCUCGAGUUUAUUGCUUUGUGUUGUUUAUUGUCGUCAGCUGAUGAUAACUGAAAUCACGGCAGUUUAAUGGUAGAAUGUAAUGUCAAGCUAGACGGCUCAGCAAAGUAAAUAGACUUUUACAAACGGAUAUUAACAAGCUGAUUUUACAGGCUCCAUCCCUAUCUGCCGUGUGUAUCCGCCUUUGUUCGCUGUCUUCUCAUGUCUCCGUAUAUUAUUGGCUCCUCACAAGUAGUCAGCUAUCACUGUUUGAGCCCCUAUGACCAUGUUUCUACCAAGAAUAAAAUGAGGGGCUGUGGUUUUACCAGAUUCUGCUAGAAUGGAUUUAAAGUUUCAUCUCCUUUUAUAAUAUUUUCAUUGAAGAAUGUAUUAAAAUAAAUUGUCUUCUUAUCAUAGUCUCUUUCCAUAUGGAAACAUUAUUUAUCAAAAAUUGAUGGUUAACUAUUUGUUAUAUAGUAAUGUUUUAAGAACCUUUAGGCCACAGAAUGCAGAGGAGUACAUAGAUAAUUGCAGAAUAAUGUCUCUUUUUUUAAUAUAUAUUACUUCUAUUAGUUUGUUUCCUCACCAAAACACCCAACGUUUCGUGAGAUGAUGUGGAAAUAAUGCUGUGCAGAGAAAGAAGAGUUGAUACCACAGGCAAAUGACUUUAAGGUUUGACACAUUAGGAGAGGAAUCCGCAUAACAUGUUGAAAAAUACUGCCAGUGGGAAAACAACCUGUCCCUGAUCCCUAUGCGUCAUCGCGAAUCACUACAGAUGAGCCAUGUUGUGCCUGAAAGCCUCUGGAGUUUCUCUUUGCUCAUCCCAAGUUACUGGCUUUGUGUUGUGUAUUAGUCGUUGCUGUGAUUUGUUAGUCUGCUCUUUAAGGAGGCAACGUUACAGUAGCUAGAGCUUUCAGCACACGUGUAUACAUUUUUCUCAGAGUGUGCCUGGAUUUCUUUUGUGCAAGAUUUCAUGUGAAAAGUAUAUCCAGUAGAAAAUGUGCAAAUACAAUGUUUUGAAUGUGUUUGUGAAGAAGAUAUCAGCAGUGUAGCCGUUGUAUGUUUUCUGUGUGCGUGUGUGUAUGUAUUUAAAGGGUGAGGGUUUUGGCUUGCUCGUGUCACUAGCACAGUCUUAUCACUUAUACUGCAGCAGGAAACAGGAACUGAAAUUGUUUCGUUCUCAGGGUACAAUCGGUUUUCAAAGCGCAGAGGAGGACGGUAAAUAACAAAAGCUCAGGCCGCUAACUCGCUCAAUGAAUAUUAGGAGUCACUGGAUCUGUUCUCCUCUCCUAGAUGUGUUUUAAGCUGCCAAAGACCACAGUGGAACAAACUUAAACCAGACACAAGUCUAACAGAAGUGCCCGCACACACACACUGGCAGGAGGCUGGUCCAGUAUUCUAAUCCUUACCUUCCUUUUCUCUUUACUACUUGUGGUUCCACUCCUCUCUUGAGCCGUUUUAGAGGAUGUCCACACAAUUGGAUGAGGACUUUCUCCGGAGGUUGCCUUUCACACAUGAACAGCGCAGCAGGACAUUCUCCGCUUAGGUGCAUUCACAACAACACAGAAAUCUUCAUAGCGUUCAGGUGAGAUGUUGUGCAGGAAGGGGCCGAACAUAAUGUAGAAAUUCUACCGCGGAGAUCAUAUUUUUGUUUGCAGCACAUUGACUCUAGCGUAGGCCCUUAAACCAAAAGCUCUUUUAAUGUCUUUGUCUGCCUAUCCCUCUUCUAAGUGUAUGGUGCCGCUUUUCAUCCUGAGAUAUUUGUACUCCUUUUGGUUUUUCUCUCACUCAGUUGCGUGUUCAAAAUGUCUUCAAUACGCCCACUCAAUCGCGGUGAAUCCUGCGGAGAAUCACCUUAUCUGAUCGCAUAUCGGCUCAUUCAGACUUCCUCCAGAGUUUUACUAGAGGGCUCACCUAAGAAACUCUGCAGCCUCUCAUUUGCCUUCUCAUUUACAGCCCCUCCGGAGAAUGUCAGGAGGUUAUUCAAAGCUCAAUGCACGUCUGAAAGCAGCUUGUGUUUCCUCCUCUGACUACGACCACUCUGUUUUUGUGUGUCCAAACACUGGCCUUGAUGUUAUAUGGAGAAAACUGCUGGACUGGCCGAAUAGUCAAUAGUCCUUGUAGAUCAAGUCCAAAGCAGACCUGUGCACAAAGGCCUGGCUAAUCUGUCGUGGCUGUAUUGAAUUACAUAUAUAUCCAACAUAUGUUAUUUAAUAAGGGUUUGCAGAAUUGUUGCACAUCAUGAAUGCCAAUCAGGAUAUACAUUACAUGUUGCCGUAGGAUCGCAAAGAAAGUACAGUGCAGUACAGUUAUGCUGCUGUGUGCUCUCUUCCAUAUUCCCUCCCCCCUUUGUCUUUUCUCCAUCACCUGUUCAACUGUGAGGAGUGAGUGAAUGUAAAACUAAAGGCGAGGAGGACGAGAAGUCUGGAUCUAUCUCAGAAUACAUCAGGGACCAAACACUCUCCUCAGUUUCAGGACAAAGGCCCCUGUGCUUGAUGAGUAUGUAUUGUUUCCUGCAAGCCCCUGGCCAGGGUCAGGUUUGAUGGAAAACAUUUAGUCCUGAGCUGUUGAAGCUGUUAAAAAAAAUGCUGCUAGAGAUCUGCUAAACGAGGACAUUCCACAUAGGGGGUUGCUCAGGCCAUCUGACUAGCAAACAGUCUACUACAAGAAAAUUAAACCCUCUAUUUUUUUAUACUUAUUUUCAAAUGGUGUGAUUUUGAAGGGAUCAGAGAUGCAGCUAGCACUGACAACCACACCAGAUCACCAGCUGGUCUGAGCAGAGCAGCUGUGUUUCUAACAUGCGUUCCUGCAAUGCCAAGCUUUGCUUUCACUUGAUGCUUCGAUGCAUCCCGAGGCCAUUUAAGGGCCUUUUGUGUCGGGUACACAAAAGGUCACAAGUGAAAGCAUGCCACACUGACUGCGCUCGUUGAAUCAAUCUUCCAGUUAAUGAACGUCACAACCCGGGAAGAAGGGCUCACUCUGCGUAUUUAGCAUACACACAAAUACGUGCAGACGUCAAUGUAAAUGUUCACGAUGGAUACAAAAGGGCACCUGGCGUCUGGGCUAGACUUAUUUUUUUACACCGUAUGCAGACGGGGGUUUGUGUAUGACAAUGAUAUAAUGUGUAAACACAUAGACUGACACACAGUGAAUUUUUUAAUGAGUUCUUCCAUGAAAGUGACAGGGAGAAGACUUUGGAGCAGAGACAGGGUUUCAGUUAUUCAGGAGACCAUUACCAGCAGUUAGUGUACGUGCAUGGUUGCAGCCAGGUCAAUAUGCCCCUUUUGAGUUGAUUGUCCUUCUUUUUACUUUGCUAUGUUUUUUGUGCUGUUUAUAUGCAUUCAUAGAGAAUAUCCUGGAAGAUAGCAGGGCCCCCUGUUGCCUGAUGGGAAUUUGAAUCCUCAGAGCUGGCCUCUUAAUGUCAACCAUCUGAGACAGUUGGUGUUGACGGCUUAUUAGAAUUCAGUGUCAUGAUCAGAAGAUCUACAGGGAUCUGGGUUUGUCUGUCCGACCAGGCCUUAAGACAAACAACAGAGUUUGACACGUGUGUGCUUAUACUCAACAGCCAAUACUAAUCUCACUUACAUGGCCAGAAGUGUGACUGUGUGUGUUUAGUUCCAAAGCAGCAGACUGUUAGAUCUGCAUCAGUCUAAACACAGGCUCAGAGCCACAGACACGCACAUCAGACAUGACCAGUUUCAUCUCCACUUGAAUCACUGCUCAGACUCAACUUGUUGUGAUUUUGACUCUCAGGAUGUUGAUGAAAGUAAAGCUGAAAAUAGUGGUGAAAAGAGGUUGUAAGAUGGUUGUGAGCCUAUAACCUUCCCGAACAAGAUUCAGGGAAGAGGUUAAUGUUUAUGAAAGGGUUAUUAUGACGAGACAGGGUUUCCUCAUCACAAUGUGAGUUUUAAGACUCUUCCUGUCUUUUAUUGAAAGGCUAAGAUCAGAGACUACUACCAGUAACAUGCAAGAUAUUGAAUGAGCUCACAUAGGGCUGGACUCAGGCGGGAAUGUGAAGAAUCUGAUAAACAUCCUGAUAUAUGUUUCUGUUACUUGGAGAAAAACACUGGAUGUGCAUCACACUGGUAUGAAAUCAGUCCUGUGUAACAACAGAUGAAGAUCUAUAAAUGUGUAUGAGGCAAGUGUAUGACCUCAGUGAAAGGGAGGUUCUGCCAUCAGCAGCAGGCCACACUGAGACGUUUUAGAUGAAGUUCUUAUUCUCCUGUUUUCAGGUUUCGCCAUAGCUUUAGAUCUCAGCAGCUCUGAUGUUUCUGGCGAGUAAACAAAGUCUUUCUUGUCGAUUCUGGAGAGCCAAACCUCCUUAUUAGCCAGGCAGGCCUGCUGACCAGUCCAGCCUCCGAACUAUGCAAGAGGAAUGCAUAUAAUCCACUCUUUUUGUUUUUGUUUAGUUUUUCUUUCUCACUGUCACGCAGAAGAAAUGAAAAUGUUACAACUAAUAAGAACUUGCAAUGACAAUACUUGGCCUUAUCAUUUUGUUUUAAGAUCUUUUUGAUUCUGGUCAGCCAGUCCAGCGACAGCAUCGGUGACGGCGGGCUCACUCUUGGUCUCUGUGAGACUGGCUAGAUGGCCCCAGUUUUAUCGUGGUACGAAUGUUGUGCAUUUGUUUAAAAUCAGGACAGUUUGCAAUAACAGCAGUCUUACUAGUGGCCACAACGGGGCACAAGCAGUGCUGACAGCGCCCGGCUGCAUCUUUAGAAAACCAUAGAGGAAGAAAUAUAAACUAUAUAGAUAGAUAUAUAAACUCACAUAGUGCAUAUUUGUAUAGGUAUCAACAAUGCAUUACCGUGGUAUACUCUUAUGCAACACAUGUCCGGGUUCAAUUUAUGAACGUGAAGUAUAUUAUUGAAAUCACGCAGACUUUGUAAAUCAGAAGCUAUGUCAUUGUGUAUGUGUGUUUUGCAAAAAUGGUUUUUCCAUCCUUAAUGUUGAAUAUUCAGCGCGCUAUGUUCCUGUGUGACUGUUUGUUCAAGUGAGCACAUAGCAGCGGGUUUUACUCUCUGUAAGCGGGGAACCAGACGUUACCCAAAAUACAGCUGGACCAGAUUUCAUAAACUAAGGAGCAUACGUCAAAUACCUUUUUUAUUAUUGUUGUAAAACCUACAAAUUGGAUCUGUGCACAGCUUUUAAAACAUAUAGUCUAGUUUCAAGCAGAACUAGAUGUGCUCCCACUUGAUUGGUUCCUCCGCAGCAUGAAUUAGCAUGACUUGUUAUGACCAAGAAACGAGGAGUUCCACCACAACAAGUGCUCUUUUAAAAGAAACAUUUUAUUCGUGAACCUGAAUCAAAGACUGAGGUCUUAUAAUAAAAGUCUGAUUUGAAAUCUUCCCAGCUGUUUAUUGGAUUAGUCUGCAUGAGAAGAUUUUAUCAGUGAGAACAGUGUUGAUCCAUGGUUCUGUUGUAGAGAAAAAAGAGGACGUUUUACAAAUCUCUGUGUUAACCUCUUAACUGGCAGGUGGCGAGCACUUGUGGGGUCAACUUGCUGAACGAUGAUUUGAAUCAAUGUUGAAUGAAUGCUUAUCUUCUUUUAGUCAGUGAAUAAAAGCAUUGAAAAGUAA